AUGGCGGCUUCGACUGCCAUCUCACCGAACUGCUCCGAUCUAGUCUACUCUUCAGCAUGUGGCACCUCGCCGGUUGUUGUGAUAGAAACACUUGUGUUGUUGACAAUGUUUCUGGGUUCUUUGAUCGGCAACGGACUCAUCUUGCUCGUAAUUCACCGGAGUCGACGAAGCGAAUGGACGACAAACUACUUUGUAUUAACUCUAGGAUUAUCGAACUUGACGAUUCCGUUUAUGUGUGUUCUGUGGACAAUAAUCUGGGUCAUGCGAGGUUCGUGGUUGUUCCACAGCGCAACCUGUAAAGUGACUUUCUUUUUCCAAUUCUUGAACGCUGGACUUUCAGCGGGUCUUCUCGCUUGUAUUUCACUCGAUCGGUUCUACAUUAUAGUGCAUCCGUUGCAGUUUAAAAUGAGUCGUUCCCAGACUAAGAAACUCAUCAUAUAUGUGUGUAUUUUCAUGGUUUGUUUGUCUGCACCGGCCUUAUUCUUCUUCAAAUCACUGUCUGGACCGGGCUUACUCUUCUUCGAAUCACAAGAAUAUCAGUCAUCGGACGUUGAGUUCUGUCUCGUUAAUUUCUCCUCAGUUUACUGGAAAGCCUAUAUAGUGCUGUUUUUCGUUUGUGCUUUUUGUUUUCCUUUAUUAUUCACCCUGGUCAUGUACACACGGAUCACAUAUGCUGUCAUCACCAGAAAUCGUCACGCUCAAAAUUACCCGAACAGUUUUAGAAGACAGACAUUCCGCGUUCCGCGUUCGAAAGUCAAAGUUCUUCGUAUGUUGUUUUUGCAAUGGCUUGUGUUUGUUAGCUGCUGCCUGCCUUAUUUCUUCAGCCUUGUUCUGUGGACGUUUAAAAGAAGCACAUGGACUGAGCACUUGUACAUAGCCUUGUUGUUACUUUCAUUUUCUAAUGCGACGUUAAAUGUCGUAAUUUAUGCCCUUUUCAAUGGGGAUUUUCGGCAGGGAUGCAAGAGGGUUUUCUGUAAGCCCGAUGCGUCACAAGCUUACCGUCUAACAUCACUUGGACGAAAGCAUCGGGUCUCGCCGUUUGAAUUUAGCUCCGAUCAUGGAGAUGGCCUGUACGAACUUCGACUACCCGAGCACAAACCAGUUGAAAAGGCAAUCCAUCUAAACGUUAAUAUGCGAGGUGUGAACGGUUGUUUUAAUACCUUAGAGAAGCAAACUCAAGCGUGGGUUAGGAGCAAUAGUGACCGACAAGGCAGUAUUUAA
Molecule: messenger RNA, 1221 nt
Organism: Porites lobata
Lineage: Eukaryota; Metazoa; Cnidaria; Anthozoa; Scleractinia; Poritidae
Source: the annotation of a GenBank genome assembly